UAACACACCUGUAAUCAUAUUGUAUCAUCUAGGAUUUGAAAUGUCCUCCUCAUUACUCCCCACAGAAUGAACUCAACAUCACAACUCAGAUCAUCACAUACACACAAAGUCGAUUGAAGAGACCCUGAAGUAAAGCCUAAUUACUCUCAACUCUCAGAAAAAUCCUUGGAGUAGAUGUCAAGAAGCGGACUCGGGGCACCUGUGGGCACCAUGCUAGGUGGCUCAAAAGAUUUCAUACAGAGAGCAGUACGUGCCCGCAAGGCACUUGGUGGUGGAAUGCGCCAAUCGGGUGUCUUGGCAGCAGCUGGUAAGAUUGCCCUGUCAGACAUGAUUGGCAGAGUGAAGGAGGACCACAGGAACGCCAAAAGCUUUGCUCAAGCGUUGUUGCAGUGUGACCCUCCUAUGUACCAGGUGGAUCUGACCACUGUGGAAAGCAACAUUUUGAGGUUCCGUCUGCGGGAUGCCCACAUGAGCCCGGCGGAGUUCUGUGAGCGGAUGGCAGGCGUAGAUGGAGAAGAGGUGAAGGCUCUGGGCCAGGGGGUCCAGGUUCUGAUGUUCCCACACGUUGGGGGAACAGUCAGGGCUGUGUGGCAUCUGGGCAUCAGCGAGGAAGACACUCAGCUGGCUAUACAGAAGGCUCAUUUUGUGGCCCAACAGCACAAGCUCAAGUCUAUCAGGGCAGCAUGA
Sinocyclocheilus anshuiensis is the source of this 687-nucleotide messenger RNA. RefSeq names its product low specificity L-threonine aldolase-like. Gene Ontology annotation, cellular component: cytosol. Gene Ontology annotation, molecular function: L-allo-threonine aldolase activity. Gene Ontology annotation, biological process: L-threonine catabolic process; glycine biosynthetic process. The record is from RefSeq and is a predicted model, not a curated record. The coding region runs from base 175 to 687 and encodes 170 amino acids. Lineage: Eukaryota; Metazoa; Chordata; Actinopteri; Cypriniformes; Cyprinidae. The transcript is spliced from 3 exons.